This is a messenger RNA of Mytilus trossulus (common blue mussel), 1095 nucleotides long. RefSeq lists its product as uncharacterized. The transcript has 3 exons. The record is from RefSeq and is a predicted model, not a curated record. Bases 1 to 1095 code for a protein of 364 amino acids. Lineage: Eukaryota; Metazoa; Mollusca; Bivalvia; Mytilida; Mytilidae.
AUGGCUUUUGAUCAAAGAUUUUUCCUCUUGAGCAUUGUUGCUUUGAAGACUUUAGGACUGGUAAUUGAGAAUACAUUUACAACACCAAACAUUGAAACAAAGAAUUUUCAUUACGUUGUUGAUUUUUGGCAGUAUGUUGUUGAUGUCAACAAAUAUGGUCUAGAUUUAACUGGAAUUACGACAAUGACAUUUGAGGUGAAGGCGUGUGGAGGGGCUUCAAUUGUCAUGUCAAAUUCAGAAGUUGGAGACCCCAAAAAGCCCUUGUAUAAUUUAAUUAUUGGUGGCGAAAAUAAUACAAAAUCAACUAUCAAAGUACGGUUGGACGAUUCCCUUCAACCGACGAGCCAGCGACUGAUCUCUGACCAAACUCCUGACGUUUGUAAAUGUAAUGAAUACCGACCAUUUUGGAUCAGUGUUAAAAACGGAGAGCAAUGGAUAGGAACAGGACGUAUCGUUGGAAAAAGUGCUAUAAUCGGGUUGAACUAUCCUCAUUUUAUAAUAAGAGGCAUAGGAAUAUACACAAAUCAGGAGAAUAUAGGAGAUUGGAGGGUACAGAUAGAAGGACUGGUAAUUGAAAAUACAUUUACAACACCAAACAUAGGGACAAAGGAUUUUUUUUACCUUGUUGAUUUUUGGCAGUAUGUUAUUGAUGUCAACAAAUAUGGUCUGGAUCUAACUGGAAUUACGACAAUGAAAUUUGAGGUGAAGGCGUGUGGAGGGGCUUCAAUUGUUAUGUCAAAUUCAGAAGUUGGAGACCCAAAAAAGCCCAUGUAUGAUUUUAUCAUUGGUAACGAUAAUAAUCAAAAAUCAUUUCUUAGAAGACGGAAGGACGAUUCCCUUACAGCGAUGAGCAAGCAAACUGUCUUGUACCAUACUCCUGACAUUUGUAAAUGUGAUGAAUACCGACCAUUUUGGAUCAGGGCCAAAGACGGAGAUCUUUGGAUCGGAGAAGGACGUACCGUUGGUAUGAAUAUUACAGCCGGGUUUUAUUACCCCCCUCCUUUUACAGUAAGGGGUAUAGGAAUAUACACAAAUCAGGAAAAUAUAGGAGAAUGGAAGGUACAGAUAGAAGGUACAAUUGUUUCCUUUUCUUAA